This is a messenger RNA of Yamadazyma jaroonii, 921 nucleotides long. The record is from the annotation of a GenBank genome assembly. Lineage: Eukaryota; Fungi; Ascomycota; Pichiomycetes; Serinales; Debaryomycetaceae.
AUGACAUCAUUAUUAGAAGUGGUUAAUAAAGUGGACUCAUUCCCUUAUGGUGGUAAGGGAAACUACUAUACAUUGAAUUCUCAUGAUGGGGUUGCCAUUGGUUAUUUAUCACCAAUUAUUGUGGAAUUAUUUACCAAGGAGAAGGAAUUCAUUGUAGAUCAUAGUGCAAAGACAGUAUCAAUUGAUAAAUCAAUGGAUACGUUUGAGAAGAGAAAUCAGCUUUUCGAACAAGUAGGAUUGAAAUGGAAAGAAAUAGAACAUUUGGAAUUGAAACAUGGAUGGAGAAAUGAAUUGUAUACGGUUUAUAAUCCUACUAAUACUCCAUAUUUAUUACUUGAAAGAGCCUUUUCCGUGUUAUUGGGAGUGGUUACUUAUGGAACCCAUAUCAAUGGUUAUGUACCACCACAAAAAUCAAGUAACGGUAAAUUGAAAAUGUGGAUACCCAGAAGAUCUCCAAAUAAACCAACAUAUCCUGGUAUGUUGGAUAAUACUGUGGCUGGAGGAUUGGGAUAUCCUUAUGGAUUAUGGGAUACUGUGGUCAAAGAAUGUUUUGAAGAAGCUGGGCUUCCUGAAGAUUUCGUGAAAAGUAAGUCCAAAAGCGUUGGAGUUCUACUGUAUAUGUAUGUUCCUUCUUCAGGUAUUGAAAGAGUGCAACCAGAAGUUGAAUACAUCUAUGAUUUGGAAUUCGAUGAUGAAACCACCAUCACUCCACACCCUGAAGAUGGAGAAGCUGAAGAUUUCACCUUAAUGGAUACAGAUGAAAUAUUGAAACGAUUAAAUAACCAUGAAUUCAAACCAAACUGUGGAUUGGUUAUUAUUGAUUUCCUUAUUAGACACGGUAUCUUAACCCCUUCAGAUGACACAAAUUUCCUCCAAAUUCAAUCUAAGAGUCACAGGUUCUUACCAUUCCCUACCAUGUAA